Octodon degus (degu) is the source of this 942-nucleotide messenger RNA. RefSeq names its product NK1 homeobox 2 (gene Nkx1-2). The coding region runs from base 1 to 942 and encodes 313 amino acids. The record is from RefSeq and is a predicted model, not a curated record. The transcript is spliced from 2 exons. NCBI's taxonomy places the organism in Eukaryota, Metazoa, Chordata, Mammalia, Rodentia, Octodontidae. Gene Ontology annotation, cellular component: nucleus. Gene Ontology annotation, biological process: cell differentiation; regulation of transcription by RNA polymerase II. Gene Ontology annotation, molecular function: DNA-binding transcription factor activity, RNA polymerase II-specific; RNA polymerase II cis-regulatory region sequence-specific DNA binding.
AUGUUGGCAUGGCAGGAUGGCGGGGCCAAGGCGGCCCCCUCCCAUCACAAGAUAUCCUUCUCGGUCUUGGACAUCCUGGAUCCACAAAAAUUCACCCGCGCUGCACUCCCGGCGGCAGUGCGCUUCGCUCCCCAGGAAGCCAAGAAAAGUUUGGCGGAGAUCGAAGCAGGGAAGGAAGCCAGUCGUGGAGAGCCUGUCCAAGAGCAGGAGACCUCUGAAACUGAGGGCCCAGGCGGUGGCCCCUCAUCCCCCCUGGAGGGCUCCGAGGCCGAAGACGAUGAAGAAGACGCGGAGGACGCGGGGCAAGCGCGAAGGCGGGAGCGAGCUACGCACCUACAGACUGGGCCCGCACGCUCCCCCGACGCGCGGGGGGCCACACUGGGGACCGCCGAGUGCAGCGUGGACGGCGAGGGCGGCCAGGUGGGCGCCCCAGGCUCUCCCGGCUCCCCGCGGCCCCGGCGCCGGCGCUCGGAGCCCAGCUGCGCCAAGCCCCGUCGCGCGCGCACUGCCUUCACCUACGAGCAGCUGGUGGCCUUGGAGAACAAGUUCAGGGCCACCCGCUACCUGUCGGUGUGUGAGCGCCUGAACCUAGCGCUGUCGCUCAGCCUCACCGAGACGCAGGUCAAAAUCUGGUUUCAGAACCGCAGGACCAAGUGGAAGAAGCAGAACCCGGGAGCCGACGGGGCGGCGCAGGCGGGGGCGGGGGCGCCACAGCCCGGGACAGCCGGCGCGGCAGCGGGCACCUGCGGCGGCGGCACGGGGGGCAGCCCCGGCCCGCCGGGCCCCGGAGCUCUGCCCUUCCAGACGUUUCCCUCCUACGCCGCGGCCAACGUCCUCCUCCCGGCCGCCGCAUCCUUCUCGCUGACGGCCGCCACCGGGAGCCCCUUCGCGCCCUUCCUCGGGCCCUCCUACUUGACCCCCUUCUACACCCCGCACCUGUGA